Messenger RNA from Drosophila albomicans, 699 nucleotides. RefSeq lists its product as uncharacterized. Lineage: Eukaryota; Metazoa; Arthropoda; Insecta; Diptera; Drosophilidae. The record is from RefSeq and is a predicted model, not a curated record.
AUGCCGCCACCCGCCAUCCACCAUCCGCAAUCGCCAUCGCCAUCGUCAACGUCACCACCACCACUCCGACUUCACAGGCACAGGCAGAAAUUCAACCAUCGCCAAUUGCCAUAUGCCAGAAGGCAGGCCGAGGAUCGCAUCUACCGCAAUUUUGAGCAGAAACCACAGAAAUUUAUGUUUUUAAGUUUGGCUGUCAGUUGCUGUCGUCUCACAUUUCCCAGUCUCGACAAAGGCUAUGCAGAAUGUCGCAAAAGUCUGAAUUUGCCAAAAAAUCGUCGCUUCACAUUUGUCGAGCAUUAUGCCAUCAAUAUGUGCGUAGAGGAAUGCAACUACAUCAGCUCUGGCUACACUGAAAUCGAUCCGCCUUUUCAUCUGGACAUUGGCAACGUCAGGCUCAACUUGGAGAACACAAUGCCGUCGCCACAAGCGAUAUCCGUGCCCUUUUUGGUCGAUGCCUUUACCAAAUGCAGCGUAUUUCGAGCACAGCAUGGCAAGCUCUUUAAGAUGCAGCUGCCGGAUAUUGAAUUCAUCACGGAUGACUGUAACUCCUUUGCCCUGGACGUGACCAUCUGUGUGCGCAUCCACGCAAUGCAGAAAUGCCCCAAGGAGUUCUACAAGCACGACAGCAGCGACUGCCAAAUGGCAAAAGAGUAUUUCACGCACUGCGUGGACGAUAUUGAAGCGAAUAUAUCGUACUGA